Messenger RNA from Phialemonium atrogriseum, 993 nucleotides. RefSeq lists its product as uncharacterized. The transcript has 2 exons. NCBI's taxonomy places the organism in Eukaryota, Fungi, Ascomycota, Sordariomycetes, Cephalothecales, Cephalothecaceae. The record is from RefSeq and is a predicted model, not a curated record. Bases 193 to 993 code for a protein of 266 amino acids.
GCCCAACGGUGAAAUCCACACAGUACAAGGUACACUGUACACCACUUGAUCUCGACAAUCUGCGAUUCCGUGGCCGCCGACAUUCGAAGCCAAGGCCCAUGAGCAGAAAGCGCCUCGACCAUUAGAAUCGGGGGUGGUAGUAAAUGCUCCACCCCGCUUAAAGCCAGUCCCAAUACAUCAGGCAAAGUGAUCAUGGACCACGAGCCGGGCGAUCCGCCUCCGAAUCCACAGCCGAGACCUCACCCCGUAGAGGCUCAUAGGGAGGGGGUGAUGCCCGUCGCGGUGCCAGCCACCCAUGAUCCACCGGAAGAAACAUGGCAUGAUGCACCAGAGGAACCACUGGCAGGGCCACCAACCCACCCCGACAGGCUGGAAGGGCACCCCCAUCCCUUCCCGCCACCCCGCUUUCCCGACGGCGGACGCUAUGUCCAGAACGAGGUAUACCGAGCCCAGGCCGCAGCUCUGGAAGAAUCGGACAUCCCACUUCCCGCCCCGUCGCCGCGGCGGCUAGCCGACGCGGUCGUCGCGGUCGUCGCCCUCUCCGUCCUCGCCGGCAUCAUCAUCCUGAUCAAGGUCUUCAUCUGGGACCGGUCCGGCGACGCCGGCUGGGUCUACGUCGUCGUGGUCUUCUUCCGCGUCACGGUCCUCGUCGGCGGCCUGCCCCGGCUGCUCCGGGAAGGCGGCCAAGUCUUCUCCGCCCUCGCCUGGCCGAUCUGGGCCGUGCCGCCGUCGCCCGACUUCCUGGAGUGGGCGACGCCGCUGGCGCUGCCGGUUUUGACGUCGCUCGUCGUGAGGGCGGGUAUUUGGGCCCCUUGCAAGGACGCCUGGAACGUCCACCAGUACCUGCCUGCUCGGACGAGGGAAAACAUUCGCGCUCUGCUGCAGGCCUGGUGGGAGUUUUGCAAGGGGUCACUGCAGCUGUCUUUUGGGACUGCGGAGGCUCACAAGCUGGUUAGGAGCCCGGGGCAGCAUGUCUGGAACCUAUCCGACUAA